AUGAAUGGACCUAUUACGAGCGCACAAGGAAGUGCUGGCAAGAGCACAAUCUUCUUUGUUAACGAUCAGAACAACCUCUGCAUCCGCGAAGCGGUACAGGAAGGUGAGAAGAAUAGCAAGGAAAAACCCUUAAACUACAAGGAUGGUUACGUAGAAAUUGCCAAUCAAGAUCCCGAGUGUGGCAGUAAGGAUCUUGCUGCUCUGGCUUAUGAGUGGGGCGACAAAUGGAGCACUAGGGUGUACUAUUCGGACAAGAACAAUAUGAUCCAAGAGGUUUGCAAAGACAUUCCAAAGCAAGCAGUCCAAGACGGAAGCAGCUCUCCUAAAUGGACCAUGGGGUCACUUGGACAGAGCAAUCUCGACCUACAGGCAGUUCCUGGGACUUCUAUUUCUGCCCACAUCAACUACAAUUCCGGACAACUGAAGGUUUACUUUUAUCCUCAAAAGGAACCUAAACGCAUUGCGUUAGUUUGGACCAAACUUGGUGACACUAGCUGGCAACAGAAAUACGUUGUUUGA
Alternaria atra is the source of this 519-nucleotide messenger RNA. RefSeq lists its product as uncharacterized. The transcript is spliced from 3 exons. Lineage: Eukaryota; Fungi; Ascomycota; Dothideomycetes; Pleosporales; Pleosporaceae. Bases 1 to 519 code for a protein of 172 amino acids. The record is from RefSeq and is a predicted model, not a curated record.